Molecule: messenger RNA, 693 nt
Organism: Gadus chalcogrammus (walleye pollock)
Lineage: Eukaryota; Metazoa; Chordata; Actinopteri; Gadiformes; Gadidae
Product: TMF-regulated nuclear protein 1-like
Exons: 1
Coding region: 1-693 (230 amino acids)
Biological process (GO): regulation of cell population proliferation
Cellular component (GO): nucleus
Molecular function (GO): DNA binding
Source: RefSeq, a predicted model, not a curated record
AUGAGUGAGGAAGAGGACGACACCAGGAUGGACGUUGUCAGGGAACCAACGAGGCACGCCGACACUGAUUCCGACGAAGAAACGAUGGAGGACGAGGGCGCCCCCGUGUGCAUCGUGGACCCCCACCCACACAUCACCCCGCCGGAGGCCCCUUGUGCCUCUUCGAUGUCCUCCGCCUCCACCUCGCACCAGGUGGAGGACGCUCUCCUCACCCUGCCGCCGUCCGUCUCGGCCACCGCCCUGCUGGGCAUGGUGUCCCCGGCCACCCGGCGCUCCAUCUCCAUGGGCGACUUCCGGCGGGUGUCGGCGGCGCUGCUGUCCCGGUCGGAGCCCCCCUCCGCCUCGGCCACGGCGCCCUCCUCCAAGCUGGUCACCCCCAGCUCCAGCAUGGAGUUCCAGGCGGCGCGGCGGCGGCUGCUGGAGGUGGAGGAGCGCCAGCGGGUCAUCCACGAGAUGGAGCGCCGGCUGGAGGAGCUGAGGCAGGUGUUUGUGCGGUCCGAGCAGGAGGUGGUGGUGCACGGGGAGGUGGUGUCCCGCAUCUCCGGCGCCGCCCAGCAGGGGGAGCUGUGUGUGACGGAGAACACCCAGCGGGUGAAGAAGGGCCUGAGGUUCAAGAAGCACCGGCCCACCAUCAUCUUCUCCUCCAUGCUGGGGCUGCGCACGUGCCUUCCGUGGCCCGCCAAACUCAAAUAA